GAUGCAACCAAGAGGCCAAAUACUUAUGAAAGGUACUGUAAUGUAUUAAAUAUAUAUUUAUUCGCUAUAUAUUUAUGGCUAAACAAAUGACAAUUCAUGGUAAGUGAUUAUGCUCAUGACUGACUAAAUGAUUGAUUGUUUGAUUGAUUGUUUGAUUGAGUUCCACUUUGACCAGAAAAUUGGUUGAUUGAUCAUUAAGAAUUGUUUUUUUUUUUAAUGUAUGCUUUUGUAUGCAAUUGAUUGAUUGAUUGAUUGAUUGAUUGAUUGAUCCACAGGUCAUGGCUGUGGUUCCUUUCCUGGUGAUUUUAGUACAAGUGGUAUUAUUACCAUCUGUUUUUGGAGGAGCAUAUUACGGGCACAAACCACAUCAUCAGCAGCUCCAGCCUGUACCUCAUAUACCUCACAAAGGUAUAGGAAAAGAGAUGCCUCAUAUGCAGUACCCACAUUACAGGAAAGAAAUGCCACAUUUUCCCAUGCAUAUGAAUAAAGGCAAGGACAAAAAAGGUGAUCACUUUAUCAUCCCCAUAUUACUAUAUAUGCAUGACAUCUCACUGUAUCACUAUAUUAUAUGCGAUUCAUGUUUUGAGCAAAUACUGCCAUGUUUCCCUCAGGGUAUUCAAGGUGAAGUUGGACCACAAGGACCCCCAGGACCACAAGGACCACCAGGACCUCCUGGUCCUCAAGGAAAUGGUGUGGCAGGUUCUCCAGGAAAUCCAGGUUCUCCUGGCCCUCCAGGGUUGCCUGGUGUUGGUAAACCAGGAAUGCCAGGCAUGCCAGGAAAGCCUGGUGAUAUGGGACCAUCAGGAAAACAAGGUGAACAGGGACCUGGUGGAGCAGAGGGACUACCAGGCAUGCCAGGACCACCUGGUCCCCCUGGACCCCAGGGCUUGCCAGGAAUUGGGAAGCCAGGUGGCCAAGGGCGACCAGGACUGCCAGGACCCAAAGGGGAACCAGGGCACAAAGGUCUACCUGGUCUUCCGGGGUUGCCUGGUCCAAAAGGGGAUAAGGGAAUUGGACAUCCUGGGCCACAAGGUCCUAAAGGCCUACCUGGGCCGCCAGGUCCACCUGGGCAUAAAGGAUUGCCAGGGGUGGGCAAGCCUGGAACACCUGGUUUGCCAGGAGCACCAGGUAAACCAGGGCAACCUGGACCGCCUGGACCACUUGGUCCAAAAGGUCCACCAGGCUUGGAGGGCAAACAAGGACCACAAGGACUGCCUGGCAUUGGGAAACCAGGUGAGGGUGGAUUGCCAGGACAACCAGGUGUCCCAGGUCAUAAAGGACUACCAGGGCCACCAGGUUUGCCAGGGAAGGCUGGAUUACCUGGAUUUGGAAAACCAGGAUACCCUGGCCCAAAGGGUGACAAAGGAAUGGGGGGACCACCUGGUCCUCCAGGACCAAAAGGUGACAAAGGAUAUGGAGGGCCACCUGGUAUGAUUGGACCCCAAGGACCCAGUGGUCCUCCUGGCCCUCCAGGACCGGUAGGACUGCCUGGUGGUAUUGGUGAACGAGGACCUAAAGGAGAGGGAGGUGAAGGUGGAGCAAAGGGAGAACAUGGGCCUGUAGGAGAGCCAGGACCUCCAGGAAUUGCAGGCCAACCAGGUCAAGCAGGUGAGGAUGGUGAGCCUGGGCCACGAGGAGCACCAGGACCCAUCGGUCCCAAAGGAGAUGGAGGAGAGAAGGGUCUUACUGGCCCUCCUGGCCUUCCUGGCCCUCCUGGUAUUAAAGGAGAAGGGGGUGCACCUGGUCCCAAAGGGCCUCAGGGACCUAAUGGCAUUCCAGGGUUUGCAGGACCAGGGGGACCAAUUGGACCACCUGGACCCCCUGGGCCUAAGGGAGAAGCUGGGGCUCCUGGCCAGGCUGGUCCUCCAGGUGAGGGAAGCCCUGGUGUUGCUGGCCCUUUUGGUCCUCCUGGGCCUCCUGGUCCAAGUGGUUUGCCAGGCCAGCCAGGUCAAAAAGGUCCUCCUGGUCCUCCAGGACCCCCUGGACCACCUGCCCUAAACCCUGACCUCAUGGGUGUUCUGCCUGAGAUGGGGCCAGCCCUGGAUGGAGUGAAGACUAGUGGGUAUAUGAAAGGAAAAUAUGGAGGUGGGGCCGAUAUAAUGGGUUCUAAUGGUCUUGAAAUGCCUGCUUUUACUGCACAACUGACUACACCCUACCCUCCAGUUGGCACACCAGUGAUAUUCGACAAGCUACUGUAUAAUGGCCGACAGAACUACAACCCACAGACAGGUGUGUUCACCUGUGACCUUCCUGGUAUCUAUUAUUUCUCAUACCAUGUGCAUUGCAAGGGUUCCAAUGUGUGGGUGGGUCUGUACCGAAAUGGAGAACCUGUGAUGUAUACAUAUGAUGAGUACAAGAAGGGCGUUUUGGACCAGGCAUCUGGCAGUGCUGUGGUUCCGUUACAGCCGGGAGACACUGUUCACAUCCAAUUACCAUCCGACGAGGCAUCUGGACUCUAUGCAGGGCAAUAUGUCCACUCUUCUUUCUCUGGUUUCCUACUCUAUCCCAUGUAGAUCAAUAAAGAAGAAGGAGAAAGAAGUAAUCAAAAGGAAAAAAUAAGAGGCAUGAAAUGAAAAACAUUUACAUGGUUUAAUCAUCAGAGUUACAUGAAAGAACCUCAUGUGACAUCUUGCCAAUGAUCACGCAUAUGUCUAGUAUCGUGUAUAUGCAGACACUAUACUACCUGUACAAAGACUCUAGCAACAACCAACUGCAUUCAGUUCAAAUAUUAUAAUUGGAGAUUUCUAGAAGAAGUCAAGCUAAUAUGGUGCUAAUAUAUGUGUAUCUGUGUACUGAGCUUUAGAGUGUUUGGGACACGUGGGAGUAUUUCCUAUUUUAUGACAAUGUGUCAUAUGUACUGUUGGAUGACCAAAGUGGCAGCUGCCCAAAGAUGACAAGACAAGGCUAUUUUCACAAAUAUUAAAAUGAUGAAAUAAUUGUUCUGACAUAUUUAAAUAUUUACUGAAAUGUACUGUAUAGUGAACGUAUUCUUAAAAAGUACCAUUUCAUAAAGAUGCCUUACCCCUAUAUUUUUAUCUAAAUGUAAUGUUUUUGCACAGUCAUAACCUUUUCACACCAGUUCUAAUUGAAUAACCACUGAGUAAAUACUAUUAAAAAUUAAAGUUACAUUUGGGAAUUUAAGCCCUUAUUCAGAUCUCACAUAUUUAACAUGCCAUUACAUUUCAGUGCAUAUCACAUUAAAACAGCAUAUCAAAACAUCUUCCAUCUAUCUCUCUUAAUAUUCUUCUCCUUUGCGUCAUUUUAAUUUUCUCACCGUAAAUGUUUUACGAAAGGCUUUUUUUCAUUUGUGCUUGCUAAUUACUGAUUGAUUAAAAGUUCAAAGGGCUUGGAGGGAAAAAAAUGUUUUAAUUGUUUACUUUGUCCCUUUAAAUAACUGUUAAAAAAAAAAAGACACAUAAGCCAACAAGAAGCAAA
Molecule: messenger RNA, 3435 nt
Organism: Ictalurus furcatus (blue catfish)
Lineage: Eukaryota; Metazoa; Chordata; Actinopteri; Siluriformes; Ictaluridae
Gene: col8a1a
Product: collagen, type VIII, alpha 1a
Exons: 2
Coding region: 279-2513 (744 amino acids)
Molecular function (GO): protein binding
Source: RefSeq, a predicted model, not a curated record